UUCGGGUUUCCUUCCAGUCACUAUUGCUACAGCAAACCCACCAAGACCAUUCAUCCCUCGGCUAAGCAACUGCUACAUAUAUACUAGUAGCCUCAUUCCAAGCCUACCAGAACACUCAACACUUUCUCCCCUCCCCCUCCAUCCCAGUCUCGAGACAUAACACCAUCAACAUGGGUCUCCAAGUGAAAAGCAUCACUGCAAUGUACAAUGUCCCCAGAUACGGAGACAUACCCAACAUCUUCUUCGCGGACCUACUAGGAACAAGCAAAAGUGGCGAGAAGAACCCAAUCGUCGGAUCCUGGUUUCGAAUUGAGAAAGGACCUGAAUCUACGCCUCCGACAUAUUCGUAUGACGAGGUUGGGGUGGUCAUUGAGGGGGAAAUCACUCUCCGUGAUGAAACUGGACAGACCGUUACAGUGAGGCCAGGUGAAACAUUCUUCUUCCCGAGGGGCAGUACUAUCACUUUCUCCACGGAUAGUUAUGGGUUGGCGUGGAAGUGUGGGGGUCGUGACAUGGCGAAGCUUUGAUAUGUGUCACUAGAUUAUGAU
This is a messenger RNA of Aspergillus neoniger CBS 115656, 548 nucleotides long. Its product is annotated as cupin domain-containing protein. NCBI's taxonomy places the organism in Eukaryota, Fungi, Ascomycota, Eurotiomycetes, Eurotiales, Aspergillaceae. The transcript has 3 exons. Bases 171 to 527 code for a protein of 118 amino acids. The record is from RefSeq and is a predicted model, not a curated record.